Molecule: messenger RNA, 1634 nt
Organism: Vicia villosa (hairy vetch)
Lineage: Eukaryota; Viridiplantae; Streptophyta; Magnoliopsida; Fabales; Fabaceae
Exons: 2
Coding region: 96-1322 (408 amino acids)
Source: RefSeq, a predicted model, not a curated record
UUACAUUGAAAAUAUCUACAACUUCUUAAAUAAGAGCCGUGAAUCCUGUGACGCACACCCAAGGAACAACAUCACAAUUAAACCUAACUAGAUAGAUGAGUCCCGUACAAAUCCUUUCCUCCACCACAGUCCAUGCACCAAAUCACCCAAAUCACCACACACUCGAUCUAACUCCAUGGGAUCUUCAAUUCCUCCCAUUUGAAUACAAUCAAUUGGGUUAUCUUUAUCACCACCCUAAAAACUUAGAUACAUCUAAUCAAAUCCAGCACCUCAAAAACUCGCUUUCCUCUACCCUUGAUUUUCUCCAUCCCCUCACAGGUCGUCUCAACAUCACACAUUAUGAACACAACACUAUCUCCUGCUCUAUCAACUGCAACAACCAAGGUGCACUGUUUGUCCAUGCUAUGGCAAAAAAUAUUAGAGUUGCUGAUGUUUUUGAAACCACUAUCCCUCCUGUUCAUCACUCGUUUUACGCACAGAGCCAAUUUAAAAACUACCACGGGACAUCGCAACCGUUACUUGCCGUUCAAGUUACGGAGUUGGUGGACGGUAUCUUCAUUGGAUGCACAAUUAACCAUGUAUCCGGUGAUGGUAAUUUGUUUGCGUAUUUUAUUAAUUCCUGGGCGAGAUUCUCGAAAGGUUGUUGUGUUAAAAUGUCCACAGACACACUUCCGAUAUUUGAUCGAUGGUUUCCGAAAGGUAUUGAAUAUCCCAUUCGAUUUCCUUUUACUAUAGAUGCGCAAAGUAAUCCUCCGGAAAGAAUAUUGAACCCUCCGGAGAGAAUAUUUCGUUUCACAAAAGAGAAUAUUGCGAAACUAAAAUUCAAAGCUAACUUAGAGGCAGGUGUUAAACCGAGAUUGAUUCCUCCGUUGCCGGAGAAUUAUUAUGGCGUUGCUGUGAUAGACCGCGUGGUUACCAUGAAAGCUGGUGAAUUGUUGGGAGAUCGCGGACUUGGUAAAGGUGCAUUGGAGAUGAAUAAGAUGAUUUCUUUGCACAAUGAUGAGAAGUUGAAAAGUGAGUAUGAGAAUUGGUCAAGAAAACCGAGUUUUACUGUGACCCCUGAUGAUGCAACGAGUGUUAAUUCAUUGGUGAUUGGUAGUUCACCUUGGUUUGAAUUUUAUGAGAGUGAUUUUGGAUGGGGAAAACCCGUGGGGGUGAGAAGUGGAUAUGAAAGUAAAAGAAAUGGAAAGGUUUAUGUGUUUGGAUGUGUAGAAAAAGGUGAUAUGGAGCUUGAAGUGUGUCAACCUUACGAAAUUUUGGAGGCAAUGGGAAAUGAUCCUGAGUUUAUAAUGUCUCAACCUAAUGUUACUUCUAAGUUAUAAUUAAUGCUAGAUCUUUGGUGUUGAAUUUUGAUUUUGUACUUUGUGUAACCCAUGAAUAAAGAACCCUGUUUAAAUGCAUUUCUCAGUUUUGUUUCUAUGCUUUCACCUAGAUUCUGAAUUGGUUCAUUCUGGUUCUUCCUUAGGCAUAUUUCCAAUUGGUGUUCUUGUUGAAAACAGUUAUUUGUGUCACUUGAGAAACUCAGAUCUGAGAGAGAUUCUGAAUUAUGUAUUUAGAAUAUACAAGUGUUUUGUCAUAUAAAUUGUAUCCAAAGUUUUAAAUAGUUGUUCUGAAAAAGCUCUGCUUUUGUGAUA